Molecule: messenger RNA, 1164 nt
Organism: Morus notabilis
Lineage: Eukaryota; Viridiplantae; Streptophyta; Magnoliopsida; Rosales; Moraceae
Exons: 2
Coding region: 111-1001 (296 amino acids)
Molecular function (GO): S-adenosylmethionine-dependent methyltransferase activity
Source: RefSeq, a predicted model, not a curated record
AGCACUUAUCACUCCAAUUUCCACAUAUCUUCAACAUUCAAGAAAUUUUGAAACAAAAAACACAUACCCCAAAACAUUUUUUUUUUUUUUUUUUAAAAAAAGAAAGAAAAAUGUUCAACAUUCGUUUAAACCCCAAGUUAACAAUCUCAUCAUCUCCUAUAUUCAAACCCAAAAGUAGUUCUUUCCCAUCAAAAGUGAAGAUGAGCAGUACCAGUACAUCCAGCGAAAACAACCCAACAGACCAAUCAUCGUCAUCAUCAUCAUCAUCAUCAUCAUCAUCAUCAGCUGCUGGGAAAGUCAAACGUCUCGUUCUUUCCCAAGAAGAGAGAACAAAGCUGAACCCGUAUUCGGACAGGGACUUCUACGCUUACCCGCGGUUCGUCACCCACGUGGACGACGGCUUCAUUUCGACGUUGACCGAGCUCUACAGAGAGAGACUGAGGCCUGAGUUUGAAGUUCUUGAUUUGACGAGCUCUUGGGUUAGCCAUUUGCCCGGUGAGGUUAAGUACAAGAGAGUGGUGGGACAUGGGCUUAAUGCGGAGGAGCUUUUGAAGAACCCUCGUUUGGAUUACUUCUUUGUGAAGGAUCUGAAUGUGGAUCAGAAACUUGAGCUUGAGAGUACAAGUUUUGAUGCGGUGUUGUGUACCGUUAGUGUGCAGUACCUGCAACAGCCCGAAAAGGUGUUUGCAGAGGUGUUUAGGGUGCUAAAGCCAGGAGGGGUUUUCAUAGUGAGCUUCAGCAAUCGAAUGUUCUACGAAAAAGCCAUAACCGCGUGGAGGGACGGGACCGAGUACAGCCGGGUACAAUUGGUCAAUCAAUACUUCCAAUCUGUUGAAGGAUUUACACAACCUGAGGUCAUUAAGAAAUCACCAGCUGCUAAUACUGCUCAAGGAGAUCAAUUGCCCUUCAGUUGGUCCCUGGGAUUGCUGGGAAUUAUCCCUGCUUCAGACCCUUUUUAUGCAGUUCUAGCUUACAGGAACUUCAAGCCUGUUUAUGAAUGAAUUCCAGAGAUUCAAACAUGGAAGUGAAGCCAUGGUGUUUGAUUCAACAUAUUCCAUUUACAACACUGUUCUUGAUCAUGAAUCUCUGUAUUCUAUUUUGUUCUUUCUUCUACACUUGAAAAUAUACAAUGAAUAUAAGCUAGAAAAAUGUACUAUUGAAGUA